Molecule: messenger RNA, 1599 nt
Organism: Pseudocercospora fijiensis CIRAD86
Lineage: Eukaryota; Fungi; Ascomycota; Dothideomycetes; Mycosphaerellales; Mycosphaerellaceae
Exons: 16
Coding region: 1-1599 (532 amino acids)
Source: RefSeq, a predicted model, not a curated record
AUGCCUUAUCAGGCUGCGUCUAGCAGGCAGCUUUUGGUGCUGACGCGGCCUGCUGAUAUCGACGUGACGGGCGCAAACGCCGCUUUUCGCUGCCUAUUUCCUGAUGGCGAUGGGAGCGGUGUCAGAGGUGAAAUGGUGGUGGUGGUGGUGGUGGUUGCGGUGGAAGGGAGGAGAGAGAUGAUGGGAGAGCGUGGCCUGGGCGUUGCGAGUGCGGCUGUGCAGGUACCCACCCGAAUCGGGGAGGCAGGUGGGUACCUGCAAAAUAGCAUGGAGGUACGCCAUGCCAAACUCGCCAAACGAGCCCGGCGCCAAUCACAGCAAGCUGCCACCGGGCCCGCUUUGCCGACCUCCGUUCUGCCAAUUUUGGCUCCCGUCGUUCUCUGCUCGGCGUCUGCCAACUUUUCGGCUGCCUCAUGCAUCGAACAUAACGCCGUGUCAUUCUACAGUAUCACUGACAAUGGCAUCGCAUUCACCGUGCGCCUGCUCUGCUCUGUUGCGCUCACAUCUUCUCGCAGCAAAACCGCCCUUCUCCGAGUUCUGUCCGGCGUCAGAACCAUCUUCAUCUCCUCUCGAAGUCAUUACGAGACUCCAGUCGAGGGGAACAAUGCAGUGAAUGCACCAAGAUCGCGCUACAAAGGGUCCAAGAGCCACCGUGUGUGGCGCCAACGUCCGACUCUUGCGGUCUCUGUGGCUGUCCACCUCUGCCGGCCAAACAUGAAACGCCUACAUACGUACGCACGCUACAAGCACGCUCCAAGGAGAAUACAUGUCAUGGCUGACAGGGAACAGUCUCAGACCGCAGCAGACGCCAAUCUGAGUCCUCCAACCACAUACAAACACCAUGCCGCACCCGCUUACUCCGCUCGGCUUUUAAGAUUGCCAUCAUCAUCAAGGCUGAUUAGGGAAGAUUCUUCCUUGACUCUGCACGUGCACUCCUCGUCCGUGGGGCGGACCUGCUUCCAGAUGGUCUUCCCGUUCGUGCUGCGCCGGGCAGGCUGCCGCAAGGCUCUCGUACUUCGCACUGCUUUAGAAGGAGCCUCGUCUGAUGAUGAGUGCUCUGUCACUUCGUCAGAGUCGUCCUCGGGCAGCAUAGCUUCCUUGUACAACUUCCAUCCCUCCCGCGACGAUUUGUUGCCAGUCCUUCAAGUGUUACUGACCUAUGCUCAGCUGCUUGGCCGGCGUUCGGGGUACACCAUGAGCCAUUUCUCCCUCUACCCCAUCUUUUGGCAACUCAACCAGUUGCUUGACGGUGUCGUUGACACCCUCCAGCCGCGGUGCUAUGAUGCAUUGCAGCAUCCCUCUCGUAUCGGCCCUGCUCGCCGCAGACCACGCGCAGAGACCGACGAUGGAAAAGAGAACGUCCCAACCAAGAGCGUCGAUCCACGGGUGAUCACCAAGGCUGCCGAGUAUGUAGAACACAGUGUUCUUCAGACUGUUGUGCUCGUGCCUCCAAGGCGAGAAGUAUUGUUCGCCUCGACGAACGCUCUGUAUAAUAAAUGCAGCACUAUUGAGCGAAAGAAACGAAAUCUUGAAUGUUGUGUAACAUUCGUCUCGAACCAACUUGUCAUCCUCUCUACCAACGCCACGCUAAAUCAUUAA